AUGGAAUCAAGUGCCAGUAGCACUCUUUCGCCUCUUCCGUACUUGGCAUUGAGUUUCGAAGUAAUUAAUAUCGAUUUAAAGAACCAACCUCACUGGUACGUCGAAAAGAACCCGUUGAAAAAGGUGCCAUGCAUAGAAAGUAACGGUCUGAUCGUAUACGAAUCGCUAAUAGCAUCGGAAUGGAUCGAUGAAACUUAUGGCGGAAGGAAACUAUUGCCGGAGGAUCCAUAUCAAAAGGCGAAGCAAAAAAUGCUUACUGAACGCCUGACUGUUGUAAGACGAGACCCAGGCUGGGCGGACUACAUGGUGUGGCCGUGGGUGGAACGAAUGGAGGCCGUCGCGUCAUUGUCCCACGGUCGCAUCGAAAUCACCAGGGAAGAUUACCCUAAGCUACAUCAGUACGUUUUCCGGAUGCAAUCCACUCCUGAAGUCAAAGCUUUGGCGAUUAGCGGUGAUUUGCAUGCACAAUUUAUAGAAGGCUUCGUGAAAGGCAGUCCCCCGUUCGAUCUGUUACUCGACGACGGAUGUCGUUGA
Molecule: messenger RNA, 534 nt
Organism: Soboliphyme baturini
Lineage: Eukaryota; Metazoa; Nematoda; Enoplea; Dioctophymatida; Soboliphymatidae
Source: the annotation of a GenBank genome assembly